GGGUCCGGCGGUGGCGCCGGCGCGGGGACAGGCGGAGGCGCGGGACGUGGGGCGGCGCCGCGGGCACGGCCGGGCGGACGGGCGCUGGCAGCAGGGGCAGCGCCGCGGGCCCCUCGGAGUGGCCGCAGUCCUGGUCUUGGCCCUCCCAUCCUGCCUGGCCGCGGCUGGUGUGAGUGGCAGGAGCCACCUGUGGGCACCAUGGCGAAAAGGGAGGACAGCCCUGGCCCGGAGGUCCAGCCGAUGGACAAGCAGUUCCUGGUGUGCAGCAUCUGCCUGGAUCGGUACCGGUGCCCCAAGGUCCUGCCUUGUCUGCACACCUUCUGUGAAAGAUGCCUCCAGAACUACAUCCCUGCCCAGAGCCUGACACUGUCCUGUCCGGUGUGCCGGCAGACGUCCAUCCUUCCUGAGCAGGGCGUCUCCGCACUGCAGAACAACUUCUUCAUCAGCAGCCUCAUGGAGGCCAUGCAGCAGGCACCUGAUGGGGCCCACGACCCCGAGGACCCCCACCCCCUCAGCGCAGUGGCUGGCCGCCCCCUCUCCUGCCCCAACCAUGAAGGCAAGACGAUGGAGUUUUACUGUGAGGCCUGUGAGACGGCCAUGUGCGGGGAGUGCCGAGCUGGCGAGCACCGGGAGCAUGGCACGGUGCUGCUGCGCGACGUGGUGGAGCAGCACAAGGCGGCCCUGCAGCGCCAGCUCGAGGCGGUGCGCGGCCGACUGCCGCAGCUGUCCGCAGCUAUCGCCUUAGUCGGGGGCAUCAGCCAGCAGCUGCAGGAGCGCAAGGCAGAGGCCCUGGCCCAGAUCAGCUCAGCCUUCGAGGACCUGGAGCAAGCGUUGCAGCAGCGCAAGCAGGCUCUGGUCAGCGACCUGGAGGCCAUCUGUGGGGCCAAGCAGAAGUACAAGUUCAUCAGGAAUCACAAGAAACACCCCCUCCCUAGCCUUCCCCCCAACACACCAGUCUGCUCACCCAGACCUCUCGGAACCCCUCCUCAGGUGUUGCAGACCCAGCUAGACACACUGCGUCAGGGUCAGGAACACAUCGGCAGUAGCUGCAGCUUCGCAGAGCAGGCACUGCGCCUGGGCUCGGCCCCGGAGGUGCUGCUGGUGCGCAAGCACAUGCGAGAGCGGCUGGCGGCUUUGGCGUCACAGGCCUUUCCGGAGCGGCCCCAUGAGAACGCACAGCUGGAACUAGUCCUCGAGGUCGACGGGCUGCGGAGAUCGGUGCUCAAUCUGGGCGCACUGCUCACUACCAGUGCCACUGCACACGAGACAGUAGCCACGGGCGAGGGCUUGCGCCAGGCGCUGGUGGGCCAGCCCGCCUCGCUCACCGUCACUACCAAAGACAAGGAUGGGCGGCUGGUGCGCACAGGCAGCGCUGAGCUGCGUGCGGAGAUCACGGGCCCGGAUGGCACGCGCCUGCCGGUUCCCGUGGUGGACCACAAGAAUGGCACGUACGAGCUGGUGUACACGGCGCGUACGGAAGGCGAGCUGCUCCUCUCGGUGCUGCUCUACGGACAGCCGGUGCGCGGUAGUCCCUUCCGCGUGCGUGCCCUGCGCCCUGGGGACCUGCCACCUUCCCCGGAUGACGUCAAGCGCCGCGUCAAGUCUCCUGGCGGCCCGGGCAGCCACGUGCGCCAGAAGGCUGUGCGAAGGCCCAGCUCCAUGUACAGCACGGGCGGCAAACGGAAGGACAACCCCAUCGAGGAUGAGCUAGUCUUCCGAGUUGGGAGUCGUGGAAGGGAGAAGGGUGAAUUCACCAAUUUACAGGGUGUGUCCGCAGCCAGCAGCGGCCGCAUAGUGGUAGCAGACAGCAACAACCAAUGUAUCCAGGUUUUCUCCAAUGAAGGCCAGUUCAAGUUCCGCUUCGGGGUCCGAGGGCGCUCGCCUGGGCAGCUGCAGCGCCCCACGGGUGUGGCCGUGGACACCAAUGGAGACAUUAUCGUGGCAGACUAUGACAACCGUUGGGUCAGCAUCUUCUCCCCUGAGGGCAAGUUCAAGACCAAGAUAGGAGCUGGCCGCCUCAUGGGUCCCAAGGGAGUGGCUGUAGACCGGAACGGACAUAUCAUUGUGGUUGACAACAAGUCCUGCUGCGUCUUCACCUUCCAGCCCAAUGGCAAGCUGGUGGGCCGUUUUGGGGGCCGCGGGGCCACUGACCGCCACUUUGCAGGGCCCCAUUUUGUGGCUGUGAACAACAAGAAUGAGAUUGUAGUGACGGAUUUCCAUAACCAUUCAGUGAAGGUGUACAGUGCCGAUGGGGAGUUCCUCUUCAAGUUUGGCUCCCAUGGUGAGGGCAAUGGGCAGUUCAACGCUCCCACGGGGGUAGCCGUGGACUCCAAUGGGAAUAUCAUCGUGGCCGACUGGGGCAACAGCCGCAUCCAGGUAUUUGACAGCUCUGGCUCCUUCCUGUCCUAUAUCAACACAUCUGCAGAGCCACUCUAUGGCCCCCAGGGCCUGGCACUGACCUCGGAUGGCCAUGUGGUGGUGGCCGACGCUGGCAACCACUGCUUUAAGGCCUAUCGCUACCUCCAGUAGCUGCACAGGGGGCCUGCCUGGCUCAUGGAGGGACGGACAUAGGGGUGAUUGGACAAGAUGGUCUGGCCGGGAGGUGGUCCAGACCUGGCAGCACUGAAUGUGGGCUGCGGGCGUGGGUGUGCCCGGUGCCCUCCCUCUCCCCACUCCCAACCCCCCACGGUUGCACUUUAUUUAUUCGGUUCUUGCUUUGGUGACUGGGUGGGCCUGGACCAUGGUCCCAAGGAUAUGUGCAGAGCUUCACCCUCCCCUCCCCACCUUACACACCUCCCCGUCUCCUCAGUCUGCUCCCCACCCCCCAGCCUGGGGCCAGAACAGCCUCUUACUCCAGGGCGAAAGUCCCUCUGGUUGUCUCCCUACCACCCUAUACACACUGACAGAGGCAGCAAUACCCCACCCCCCAUAUUAAAUAAAUGUGUUCACCAUGAU
Bubalus bubalis (water buffalo) is the source of this 2955-nucleotide messenger RNA. It is a transcript of the gene TRIM3, whose product is annotated as tripartite motif containing 3. Gene Ontology annotation, molecular function: ubiquitin protein ligase activity; zinc ion binding; protein binding. The record is from RefSeq and is a predicted model, not a curated record. The transcript is spliced from 12 exons. Lineage: Eukaryota; Metazoa; Chordata; Mammalia; Artiodactyla; Bovidae. Gene Ontology annotation, biological process: proteasome-mediated ubiquitin-dependent protein catabolic process; negative regulation of translation; protein polyubiquitination. The coding region runs from base 199 to 2529 and encodes 776 amino acids.